GCAUCUACCGCAGCAAACGGAUCAUCAGUGAAGCAUUUGCAUCGAUCAAACUAAGAAGCAUCCAGUCGGCAGCAGCUUACCUAGUCGGUGGUGCAGUUUUCCGUUGUGUUCGCUUUGCCGUACGCAGCUUAGUAAUAGUAGCUCCACACUGACCCACCCCCCCAAAGCGCCGUCGUAAAAGGACUUGGAUCCUUGCAACAAAAACAAAAAAACAAUCGAAAUUACAAAACCGAGCGUACGAAAUCUAGCAAAAGACAGAAUGAAGACGUUUGUGCUGUUGAGCUGUUGUUUGGUACUGGCUUCCGCCCGACCGGAAGCAGGAUACUCAUACAAUCGUCCAUCAACUGGCGGCUCGCACGGUGGUGGUGGUGGUGGCGGCGGCUACUCGUCCGGCGGUGGUUCCUUCACAUCCGGCGGCGGUGGCGGAUACAGCGGCGGCUUCUCAUCCGGUGCCGGUGCUAGCUUCGGUGGCAGUGCAGGAGGAUUUGGAGGAUCGUCGUUCAGCUCGAGUGGUGCCGGUAGCUUCGGCGGUGGUGUAAGCAGCUUCGGCGGUGGCAGCAGCUUCGGCGGCGGUUCGUUCGGCGGCGGCUCCCAGCAGGCCAUCAUCCAGAAGCACAUCUACGUGCAUGUGCCACCGCCAGAGCCGGAGGAGGUGCGCGUGCAGCGCCCGAUCCAGCUGGCUGCCCCGCAGAAACACUACAAGAUCAUCUUCAUCAAGGCACCGUCGGCGCCGUCGUACCAGGCCCCGCAGAUCCCGAUCCAGCCCCAGAACGAGGAGAAGACGCUCGUGUACGUGCUGGUGAAGAAACCGGACGAGCAGCAGGACAUUGUCAUCCCGACGCCGGCACCGACCCAGCCCAGCAAGCCGGAGGUAUACUUCAUCAAGUACAAGACGCAGAAGGAAUCGUCCGGCGGUGUGUCGUCCGGUGGAUACGCGAGUGCGGGCGGUUUCGGUGGCGAUCUCGGCGGUGGACUCGUUGGCGGUGGAUUGGGCGGUGGCGACCUCGGCGGCCAUGGUUCGCUGGUCGGCGGUGAUCUCGGCGGACACGGCGGACAUGGUGGUGACCUCGGCGGACAUGGUUCGGGUGCUUCCGCACCGGCCGCCCAGUACGGUCCACCUGGCAAGUCCGGCCCGUACUAGGUGCUUUGUUUGCUGCACUCGGCAUAAAAAAGGAAACACGCACACAAACACGCAAACACACAACGGGACCACGUAGCUAGUCGUAACCAUCACACUGUAAAUGUCCCUUUCUGGGUUUUCCCUUCAUCAGUGCGUACCGCUUCGAAAGCAAACAAACACUCUCUCUCUCUUUCUUGCUCUGUUUUCUCUCUCACUUCCGGUUUUCCCAUCUUUUCCAUUUUCUCAAUUCUGUGAUCGAUUUCGGAGCCUUCUGGGCAGCACCUUUGUAUAUAGUCUCUAGCCAUUUUCCGCACUGUUUAGCGACCAUCGCUAUUCAGAUUCUUUAUCGAAACGCCUUUUUUCUAUUGUGCUGUGUGUGUGUGUGCAUCUGCAGUGACUUUCUUACCGAUCCAGGCAAGAAGUGUCAGUACGGAUGAACAUCCCCAAAAGGCGACGAACCCGACGCAAAUUGAACGGAAAGCGAUGUAACGAGAUCGGAGUGAGGGAGAAGUAUAUUUCGGCGCGCCACUAAUAGAGAAACACCGGAAAGGGAAUUGAAACACGCGUCCCCAUCACGCCCUUUUGCCAACCUCUCUUUGAAAAAAAAACAUCCGAGUGAAAAAACAAAUCUCCGCCGAAUUCUUAAUAACGUGUUAAGGAAAAUGUUUUUUGUUUUGUUUUUUUUUAGUUGUCUUUAUUGUUUGACAUAUUUGUCUUCCCUUUUUUCCCCCCUAUUUAGGUUUAAGUGUAUUGUUAACUACUCACUACGUUAAUUUUUGUACUUCUCGUUUUUCAAAAUGCAAAUUAAAAAAAAAACAACGGUGACAAAUUUUGAAAAAACGAAUCCUAUUUUUUCUCUUUUUUUUGAGGG
Anopheles funestus (African malaria mosquito) is the source of this 1991-nucleotide messenger RNA. RefSeq names its product probable H/ACA ribonucleoprotein complex subunit 1 (gene TwdlT). Bases 260 to 1141 code for a protein of 293 amino acids. The transcript has 2 exons. The record is from RefSeq and is a predicted model, not a curated record. Lineage: Eukaryota; Metazoa; Arthropoda; Insecta; Diptera; Culicidae.